AUGGCGCCAAGCACCUUCACCGCCGCCCUCCUGCGGCUGUGGAUCGUCGCGCGUGCCGUGCGCCCCGGCCGAGAGGACAUCCAGCAACUCCUCGAAACAGAGGUAGCGCCUGCCGAUGUCCUCUCGACGGGAGAGGCGUCGACGUGGCUUUUCGACCCUGAGCCCGGGUUGCGUGAGAUGGCUCCUCCCGAGGCAGGUGCUGUUCUUCUGGAAGGAGAGUCAGCCAACUACCCUCACUGUGAGGGACUUCCGCGCAAUGGCAGCCACGUUAUUGACGUGGCGCUCAUCCUCAGCAGCAGCUGCACUUGGCACGCGCAUCCAGGGCUGCAGGUGACUCUCAAGGAGCCGCUGACUUUCCAAGGCAACUUGGUCUUAAUGGGUGAGAUACAGAUCAUCGGGGAGCAGGAGAGGGAUGGACCCUGUAUCAAUGUCAGGGGGCGGAUGACGGUGACAGCCGCCCGCGCCAGCUUCGUUGGCUGCAGAAACAGACUGAAGGAAGGAAAGGGCGGAGCACUUUUCAUCGAGCACGACAUCAUCACCGACAACAGCGACGUCAAGUUCGAGAGCUGCGCCGCAAAGCAAGGAGGCGGUCUCUAUGCCAAAGGCGGCUACCAUCAGGACGCUGGGAGUUCGGUGCUCUUCCAGAACUGCUCGGCAGACCGUGACGGCGGGGGUGCACACUUGGGGCAGAACUUCACACCGGGCCCCAACACCUCUGCCAUCUUCCGCAGCUGCUGGGCGGGAGAAUACGGAGGCGGCCUCCACGCCAAAGGCGGCUACCAGCAGGAAGCCGGGAGUUCGGUGCUCUUCGAGCACUGCUCAGCAAUGCUUGAUGGUGGCGGCGCCCAUGUGAAGAACGACUUCACACAAGGCCCCAAGAGCUCUGCCAUCUUCCGAGGCGGCCUCUUUGCCGACGGCGGCUACCAGCAGGAAGCCGGGAGUUCAGUGAUGUUCGAGCACUGCUCGGCAGAUCGCGGCGCCUUGGAUGGCCGUGGCAGUCGAGGCUGUGCAUGA
Symbiodinium necroappetens is the source of this 1014-nucleotide messenger RNA. Lineage: Eukaryota; Dinophyceae; Suessiales; Symbiodiniaceae. The record is from the annotation of a GenBank genome assembly.